Molecule: messenger RNA, 567 nt
Organism: Vairimorpha ceranae
Lineage: Eukaryota; Fungi; Microsporidia; Nosematidae
Product: transcription factor of the e2f dp family (dimerization partner)
Exons: 1
Coding region: 1-567 (188 amino acids)
Biological process (GO): regulation of cell cycle; regulation of transcription by RNA polymerase II
Cellular component (GO): nucleus; transcription regulator complex
Molecular function (GO): RNA polymerase II transcription regulatory region sequence-specific DNA binding; DNA-binding transcription factor activity, RNA polymerase II-specific
Source: RefSeq, a predicted model, not a curated record
AUGAAAUCUUUGUACAGCGACAUAAACUCCGACAAUAAAAAAGACGGAAUGAAAUACAUAACAAGUUCUGUUUACAAUAUAAUAAAAAAUAACGAUGGUGUCACUUACGCAUACAUUUGUGAAAAUAUACAAAUGACUAGCAAAAAAACUUUAUACAGGCGAAUUUAUGACGUGUUAAACGUGAUGAAAGCUGUGCAAAUUAUUGAUAAAAAGAAUAAGAAAUACUUUAUGACUAACAGUAAAGAAUCAAUUAAUAAGAAAAAAGAAGAGAUUUGUAAAUUACAGGACAUGAAAAACGUGUUCGAAUACCUGGUACACAAAAAUAGCAAUAUCGAUAAUUCUGACAAAGAUAAGUUGUAUUUACCAUUUAUGAUAAUAAAAACAAGUCAGGAUUCUGUAAUUCAUUGUGAUACAAACGAAGAAAGAUCGUUUUUUUCAUUUAAAUCGUCAAAAGAAAUAGAGCUUGUGGAAGAUUUAGAAAUAUUGAAAGAAUUGUAUCAGGCUGAAAAUAAUGUGGAAAUUAACAAUAUUACAUCGAAAGAAUCAUUGGACAGCAUGUAUUUUUAA